Messenger RNA from Hippocampus comes (tiger tail seahorse), 1354 nucleotides. RefSeq names its product putative E3 ubiquitin-protein ligase RF298. The record is from RefSeq and is a predicted model, not a curated record. The coding region runs from base 243 to 1208 and encodes 321 amino acids. The transcript has 2 exons. Gene Ontology annotation, biological process: protein ubiquitination. Lineage: Eukaryota; Metazoa; Chordata; Actinopteri; Syngnathiformes; Syngnathidae. Gene Ontology annotation, cellular component: mitochondrion. Gene Ontology annotation, molecular function: ubiquitin-protein transferase activity.
UGAGCUACGGAAUCAACAAGGAUCUGACUGACACAAAACACUUUGCGCAAACAAGAACAGACUGUUGCGCAACUGACGGUAAGCUAAUUUAGGAUCCUUACCUGGCACCGGGCUCAUGGCGAUUGGGUGCGUGUUAAUUCUUUGAAGAAUGUGCUUUGGCCGAAUUGCAAAGCGCAACUCGGAUCACCUUUGGAUGGACAGCGCCUGACCUCUUCACCGAAUCGGUGUCGAAACCUUUUCUCAUGGAAUCGAAGCAGAGCCAAAAGGACAGAGAAACACACACGUUCAAAGCGGGGAAGGCGGGCAAGGCUGUCGCAGUAUCGUAUUCGGGAGAACAGAAGAAAGACCUCUUUCGGGCUCGGACCAACAAACUAUGCCAGAUCACAACCAUGGAGAAGCAAAUUGAACAGUUAAUGGAGGACGACGCAAAUGUCGAUGCGGUGAAAACCAAAUCGCGGAUCGAUUUUGUCGCUUUGAAGCAAGACUUUCGCGACUUGAAUAACGGUUUGCAGCAGUUUAUGACCAAGGAGGAAUUCAGGAACAACCAAAUUCGUUGGUUUUAUCCGAAAAAUAAAGUCAUGAACAACUUCUUCUGGAAAUGUGAAGAAUGGAUGAAAGAGGUCAGGAAACGCUCGGAGAAGGCAGACAAUUGCGACAGAGAAGACAUCAAGUCCGCAUCAUCCAGAUCAAGCGGCAAGUGUCCGAGCGCUACCGGCUCGCAAGGCGGAAGCGCGCCGUGGAAGUCGUCAACGUCGUCAAUCCGACUCAAGGCCGAACUGGAGCGGGCGUCAUUACAGGCAAAAUCGGCGGCUUUGAAUGAGAAACUGGCAAUCGAAAGAGAGGAGGCCGAAUUUGAAGCGGAGCGCAAAAGGAUUGAAGCCACAAUAAAGGCGAGGAAAGAAAAGCAUGCCAUGGAGACGGCCAUCGCCGAAUGGAAGGCCAAGAUUGAAGUUUUGCAAAAAUACGAUCACGCUCAGGAGUUUGAGGAGCACGAGAAGAAAAAUUGCAGGGAAGAACAGACACCGUACAGAAGCAGCGUGCACGCGAGCCGGUGCACCAUCUGCCUGAGCCAUGAGCGCUCUUGCGUCUUUCUGGAAUGCGGUCAUGUGUGCACCUGCACGUUGUGCUACGAGGCGCUCUCAGACCCCAAGAAGUGCCCCAUCUGCAGGGCCACCAUAGACAGGAUGGUGCUGAUCUACAACAUUUAAUGUGUCGUCCUAUUAUGCUUUCGGCCCCUAGGGGGCAUACUUGCACGCAGCCCGGAAAUGGUUUUAUCUCUCGGACUCAGAGCGAAUGGGAGGCGGUCUUUGAGAAGACGGAAUGAUGAAAUGCAAUUUAUUGAGCUUUGCAUGAU